This is a messenger RNA of Entrophospora sp. SA101, 1266 nucleotides long. Lineage: Eukaryota; Fungi; Glomeromycota; Glomeromycetes; Entrophosporales; Entrophosporaceae. The record is from the annotation of a GenBank genome assembly.
AUGAAACGAGUGUCGAUAAUGAAUUAUUAUAAAAGAAAAACAAUUAGAAAUUCUGCACAGGAUGCAAAAUUUUAUACACCUCCUGAUUCACCAACUCAAGAAUAUGAUGAUGAUAAAUAUGAUAAAUAUUCUUCUUUUUCCGAUAAAUCAUCAUCGAUAUCGCAAAAUUCUAACAAUAACUCAAAGGAUAGUCUAAAUUCAAAGGAAGGAAAUAACGGUACUACAGCGUUUGGAGGCAUUUUAGUUACAACCAUACAAGUUGUAGAAAGAUUAUCAAUUCAAACUAUGAAAGAUAGAAGAAAAUCAAGAAUUUAUAAUGACAUUGUGAUCAGCGAGUUAAUUCAAGAUUUCGAUGAAGCACAAAAAAAAUAUUCUGAAAUAAAAGUUGUUCUUACCAAAUCAAGACCAAGAUUGCCAUUGGUUAAAGCCCCAACUUCAAAUCCUCCUCACUCAAACGACCCUACCGAUAUGGAUGAAGACUUACCACCUAUAAAAUAUCAAUCCUAUCCUUGGGUACCAGAAAUCAACAUCCCUCCAAAACUCAUUCAUGCAAGCCUUGUUCCAUUGUCUAUUCAUAAAGAACUUGGAUCAACUCGUCCACUUGUUACCAGAAUCGCUAAAUUGAAAAUAUUAAACCGUAAUUCAUCUAAACGAUUAUCAAGGGCCAACUCUAAACGCAAACAAAAACGCGUAUCUGCUAUAAUACCACGUCAACAACGUGCUUCACAAAUAUUCAGACAGAAUGUAUUGGAGCAAAGUGUGUUUUUAUCAUUUAAUGGUAAUGUUACAACUGGUAAUCCACAAUUUUAUCCAACAAGGAAAAGUAUAAUAGGAGAACGAGAAUUAAAAAAAGAACGGCGUAGAAAAGAAAAAAAGAAAAUAAAUAAAACUUUAAGUGAUGAUGAAUCGGGAGAGAUUGACGCCUUAAAUCCAAUCAUUAUUCAAAAAAUUUUGGAUAGCGAAGUUUUAGAAAAACGUAUUAAAGAAGAUCUUCUCAUAAAGCAGAAAAUGAUGUCUCCGAAACCACCACCAAGAAGAGCAACAACCGAAUUACAUUUAUCAACUGAAAUAAAUCAAUCGAGUGACACCACUACCGCCGCUCAUACUUUUAAACGUCACAAGACCACGAAUUCUCUAUUAAUUGCUCCCUUGCCUGAUAGAAGAUCCGUUAAAUCCGAAUUAAAUAACAGAUCAUUAUAUAAUUCAAUAGAUUUUCCAACAUUUCCAGCACAUUUAUCAAGACAUUCUUAUUACACAGAAACCUGA